Molecule: messenger RNA, 465 nt
Organism: Ostertagia ostertagi
Lineage: Eukaryota; Metazoa; Nematoda; Chromadorea; Rhabditida; Trichostrongylidae
Source: the annotation of a GenBank genome assembly
AUGCUACCAACGUAUGUUCGAGCAAUACCGAAUGGUGAAGAAAGCGGAGAUUACCUAGUUUUGGAUCUCGGUGGAACUAAUUUUCGCAUCCUUCUCAUACGGCUUAACGGAAGAGAGGCCGAAAUGACCGGGAAAAACCGUAUCAUGCAGGCUACUGCAGAAGAGCUUUUUGACCACAUCGCCGAGUGCAUGGCGCGCUUCAUGGAAGAGCAAGGCAUACCGUUCUCACGAAAGCUGCCUCUCGGUUUCACGUUCUCCUUUCCUUGUCAACAGGAAGGACUCACAAGUGCCAAACUUAUUCGUUGGACCAAGGGUUUCGCUGUGACCGGUUGCGAAGGAAUGGAUGUGUGCAAAAUGCUGAAAGAAGCUUGUGGCAGGCGUUCUGAUAUAGACAUAGAUGUUGUUGCUUUGCUCAACGACACCGUUGGAACGCUAAUGGCCUGCGCUUUCAAGGAGAACACUUGU